Messenger RNA from Metarhizium robertsii ARSEF 23, 1776 nucleotides. Its product is annotated as major facilitator superfamily MFS_1. The transcript has a single exon. NCBI's taxonomy places the organism in Eukaryota, Fungi, Ascomycota, Sordariomycetes, Hypocreales, Clavicipitaceae. Gene Ontology annotation, molecular function: transmembrane transporter activity. Gene Ontology annotation, biological process: transmembrane transport. The record is from RefSeq and is a predicted model, not a curated record. The coding region runs from base 1 to 1776 and encodes 591 amino acids.
AUGGCGGCAAAAGACGUCGAUGCCGAGAUACAGCAGCCUCAACUGCCUGGGCACGGCACCUCCCAGCAGAGAGAGGCAGAGGUAUCCAAGGACACUCAAGACCAUCAUGUUGACGCGCCGGCCAAGUUUCAGCAUACUUGGCGCAUCUUGACGAUUUGCGCUGUUCUCUCAUUGCUGACCCUCAACUCGGGCAUCGACGCGACGGUCAUCACGACGUCGCUGCCAACAAUCACGCGCGAGAUUGGCGGCGCAAGCGAGUACGUUUGGGUCGCCCAGUCGUAUCUAUUCGCCUGCACGAUCCCGCAGCCUCUAUAUGGCCAGAUUGCAAACAUUUUCGGGCGUCGUCGGCCUCUGUUCGUUGCCAUGGCGCUGUUUGCCAUCGGGAGCGGCAUCGCCGGCGGCGCACACAACGUCGGCAUGCUCAUCUGCGGCCGUGUCAUCCAAGGAUUCGGCACUGGCGGCAUCAAUGUCCUCCCCGAGAUACUGAUUUGCGAUCUGCUUCCGCCCCGGCAUCGCGGACCGUAUCUGAGUGUCAUGCUCUCGACGGCUGCCCUUGGUAGCACCAUUGGCCCCAUCAUCGGCGGUGCCUUGGCCGAGGUGAACUGGCGAUGGGUGUUCUGGCUGAAUCUACCAGUGUCUGGAGCGUCUGCCUUGGUCAUAUUUUUUCUCUUGCAGGUCAAAACCCGGCGCCGUCAGACGUGGCGCGCCGCCCUCGCUCGCGUGGAUUUCUUGGGCAAUGCCAUCUUCAUGCCGUCCAUGACCAGUCUAUUCUUCGGCCUCAUCAUGGGCGGCACGCCUGGCUACGAAUGGGGCUCAUGGCGAGUCGUUAUGCCCAUCGUAUUGGGCGUCGUUGGCUGGGCCGUCUUCCACGUCCAUCAGGCCUCUCGGUUUUGUGCCGAACCUACCAUGCCUCCCCGGAUCUUCAAAAAGUCUACGGCAGUCAUGGCCUUCAUCAUCAUUUUUCUCGCAUCAAUCAUCGUACAAGCCGUCAGUACCUUUCUACCAAUCUACUUUCAGGCUGUCAAGGACGCAACGCCACUCGAGUCGGGCAUCUGCUUCCUGGCCUUUGCCGUCGCCCUCGUGGUAUUUGGCAGUACAGCAGCAGGUACCUUGUCUAAAACAGGGAAAUACAAACCCUUGCACUGGGCCGGCUUCGCCAUCAUGACCAUCGGUCUUGGACUGUUUUCCACUCUGGACAGGGACUCUAGUCGCGGCAAAUGGAUCGGUUACCAGAUUAUUGCUGCUUGCGGAGCGGGUUUCAUCUUCACCGCCUCGCUGCCCUCGGCGCUCGCAUCACUCGCAGAAAAGGAUGUAGCGACGGCUACCAGUGCCUUUGCAUUUGUGAGAGCCCUUGGGCUGGUUUGGGGCGUUACCAUGUCCGCCAUUGUCUUCAAUGACCAGGUAAACCAUAACCUGCACUACGUGGAUGACGCCAACAUGCGACAAUUGCUGACAGACGGCCGUGCCUAUACAUUCACGUCUGGUUCUGAGAAUGGCGACCUAUCAAUCGCAAAGUUGCCAGAGCCCACCAGGGGACAGGUAAUUCACGUAUAUGUGAGCUCAUUAAGAGUCAUUUGGCUCAUGUUGGUUGGCAUCGCGGGAUUGGGCCUCGUCGCCGCCUCUUUUUUGAGACAUGUGGACCUACGGACAAAUCACCAGACGGAAUUUGGUCUUGCUGAGGCUCCUGGUGAAGAUUCGUCCGUUUCUAGAACAGAAAAUGGUCUUGUCCGGGGUGAAGACGCGACUGUACAUGAUGAGAAGACUGCAGCGAAGUAG